AAGCUCAGUCGUAAUAAAAGUGUAGUCAAUUAGGCAAGCUAUCUGGCAAGUGAGCAAUUGAGCAGCAAGCAAGCAGCAAUUCUGGGAAAUCUUUGCUGUUGUACAUUUCUCUCUGUCCUCCAUGGAUGACUUUGACGAUCUCUGUUGUUCCGUCUGUUUGGAUAUUUUCGAGAAACCAUUACGUGUGCCCUGUAAACAUGUGUUCUGCAUGGAUUGCAUCUCGUUGUCGAUGGCUCUAGCAGAACCAAAAUGUCCUGUCUGUCGGACAGUGUUUAAUCCUCGUUCUGUGCACACUGCAACAGACAUUCAGGCCAGAAUAUCAAAUACUGAAGGAACAUGUCAAUGGUGUGUGAAAAAGAUGAGUCUCUCCAAGUUGAAGCAACACUCAAUGCAAUGCAGCAAGAUGGACAAAAAAAUGCCCCAGUUUAAACCUGUAGCUCCUACCUCACAACCCUGUCCUAGUAAUGUCCCCAACAGAUCAACGUUCCAAUGUCCUUACUGUGGUGUCCGUAAUCUCGACUGCCCAUCUUUUGUCCAACACUGUCUCACGCAUCAUUCAACCAGCAAUGCCAAAGUUGUGUGCCCUAUAUGUACCUCUAUGCCAUGGGGUGAUCCCCAUAGACUCAGUGCUAACUUCAUUCGUCACUUGAGCUUGAGGCAUCGCUUUGAAUACGAUACAUUUGUUGAUUUCUCUAAACAUGAGCAAGAGAUGAUUGAAGAAGCUAUAAAAGCGUCUCUCCAAGAACAGUGAUUACUGACAACCCAACCAUUGUGAUGGCACUGGUGGUGAUGGUUCCGGUCGUCGUAGCGGCUUCCUAUUUUUUUUUUCAUCUUAUUUAAUGCAGCCCUACACUCCCUGUUCCUCCCCCCCUCUUUCUCUCUCUCUCUCACUCACUCUCUCUCCCACCCCAUCUCUCUCUCUCUGUCUCCUCUUCCUGCUACUUGCUGCUGCUACUUCCUGCAACAUUUACUUGGAUUCCUCGUAAAACUGUGAUUUGAUGAUUAAAAGAAAAAAAAGAAAGAGAAAAAAAAAAGACUCCAAUGCGACUGUUGGAGCCUUUCUGGUUGUGGUUGGUAGACAGCAUGAAAGAGCUUGGCUGAUUCUUGGGUUUGUGAGAAACAGCGCCAUGUCAGCCUGUAGGAUUCAUUGACCAAUAUUGAAGAGAGAAAGCGUGUCCCUUGUCGAAAAUGGUAGCUGGCUUAACAUAACGGAAUUGUGUCCAUAGCCUGGAAGAAUUACUCGGCUUGGCAUGGCAAUUUGUGUGCUACUAAGCAAAUAGUGGGCUUGGCUUUUAAUUUAGUUCUUCAGAAACCAACUGAAGAUGGUAAACAGUUCUUCUACAGCAUGUUCCUCCCUCCUCCACCUCAUCUUUGUAUUGGAUGUGUGUGUGUGAUGGCACUGUCGCUAUAUGAUUCAGAUAUAUUUCCUUCUGUUUCUGUUUUAAAGCACACCACACACACACACACACACACACACACACAAGCACUCAGUCAUACAGGCACAUCUACAUACAUGCACAUACAGAUACAUAUCUUUAUAUGCAGAUAUGUUCACACACACACACACACAAACACAUGUAUAGUCUUUAAUAAAUCGUUUGGUAUCCACCUGGUACUUUUCUGGAAAAGCCCAAUCACUCACUCGGUGUCUGUUCGGUAUUUGAUUAAUGAUUGAGAUGGAGGGAUUGAAGCUAGAUGAGUCAAAACGAUUGCAGUGAUUGAUAAAGUUUCUUGUAUUUUCCAUCUUCUGUCUCACUCAUUAACCAAAUAUAUGUGUGUGUGUGUGUGUGUGUGUGUG
Molecule: messenger RNA, 1798 nt
Organism: Octopus bimaculoides (California two-spot octopus)
Lineage: Eukaryota; Metazoa; Mollusca; Cephalopoda; Octopoda; Octopodidae
Product: E3 ubiquitin-protein ligase RNF166
Biological process (GO): protein polyubiquitination; ubiquitin-dependent protein catabolic process
Molecular function (GO): ubiquitin protein ligase activity
Source: RefSeq, a predicted model, not a curated record